UAUAUCUAUGCAUUUGCCUAAAUUAAAUGAGGAAAACAAACCACUUUGCUAAUUACAUUUAUUUGCAUACAAACUACACUAAUAAUUAUAAUUUCAUUCAUAAUCUAUCCAUUGUAAGAAGCUAGGAAAAAAAAAAUGAAGUUUUCGGUUACUAGUGUUGUAGUUAGAGCCCUAGUUCUAACAAUGCUUAUAUUGGCAAUAAGCCAUGUGGGUCAAUCUCAAGAUUCGAAUUGGAAUCAAGGACGAUCAAAAUCGAGCUAUGGUCGAAAAGACUAUGGUAAUGGUAAGCCCCCUAGGAAUAGCCCUAGUCCAAUCCCUUCAAGUCCUCCUCUAACUCCUCCCGUUGUUCCUCCAAGUGCUCCUACCCCAACUACACCUUCUGGUUUGCAGGUCGGCUUCUAUAAAGGUCUAUGUCCUAACGGACUAGAAAAUAUUGAGGAAGUGCUCUUAAUCAAAGUUCAAGAAGAGUUCCAAAAGGAUACAUCUAUUCUCCCUGCUCUCCUUCGCAUGCAAUUUCAUGAUUGUUUCGUACAUGGAUGUGAUGCAUCAAUUCUUAUUAAUGGACUCUCCACUGAGAAAACGGCUGGUCCAAACCUUAGCGUAAGAGGGUAUGAAGUGAUUGACACCUUAAAAGAUAUAGCAGAAGCACAAUGUCCCGGUGUUGUUUCAUGUGCUGACAUUAUUGCUAUUGCUACUAAGGAAGUUCUUAGAUUGGGAGGUGGACCAAAUUAUCCCGUACAAACAGGGCGAAGAGAUGGUCUAGUGUCAAGAGCGCAGGAUGUAAAUCUUCCAAGUCCAUUUUUGACAGUAAGUGAAACCAUUUCGGCAUUUGGUGAUAAAAAUUUUACACCAGAAGAAAUGGUUAUUCUUUUAGGUUGUCAUACAGUAGGCGUCUCAAAUUGUGCAUUUUUCCAAGAUAGACUUUACGAAGGUACUAGCCGAUUUGACCCACUGAUGGACCCAGAUCUUCGACAGCAACUAAUGCCAACAUGCCCUAAGGGCACAACAUCGAACAAUUCCACAUUUCUUGAUCAAAAUCCACAAAGCUCAAACAUAGUUGACAACUCUUUCUUUGAUCAAAUCCUUGAGCAAAGAGGAAUUCUCCCAAUUGACCAAGCAUUAGCUCGUGAUCCUAAAACGACACUCUUUGUACAACAAUUCGCGCAAAGUGCUUCCUUAUUCAACUCUAAAUUGGCUAGUGCCAUGGUGAAAAUGCAAGCACUUGAUGUCCUUACCGGUAGCCAAGGAGAAAUUAGAAAAACUUGCAGUAGUUUCAACUAA
Molecule: messenger RNA, 1281 nt
Organism: Chenopodium quinoa (quinoa)
Lineage: Eukaryota; Viridiplantae; Streptophyta; Magnoliopsida; Caryophyllales; Amaranthaceae
Product: peroxidase 57-like
Exons: 3
Coding region: 136-1281 (381 amino acids)
Biological process (GO): hydrogen peroxide catabolic process; response to oxidative stress
Cellular component (GO): plasmodesma; plant-type cell wall
Molecular function (GO): peroxidase activity; heme binding
Source: RefSeq, a predicted model, not a curated record